AUGAGGAGACAGGCGAAGAAAGACCCAAAACAGAAGAGCAUAAACUCGUUCUUCUUUAAAGCUGCAAAGAGUAAAUCUUUGAUUGUUAACAGCAGUUCCAGGAGCCAGGCCCAUAGUACUUUACCUUCAUCACAAGGGAGCAGCAGAUCAGAUGGUACAAGUUUUGGCAGUGGACGUGUUAUGAAACAGCGGAGUACAUUGACUAAGAGCAACUUAUUUACGUUUCAAGGAUCCUUUAAUGAUGAGGAUUGUAAUCCACAGAACGAAUUUCGCAAAUUGAUGAAUCCACAGGAGAUUAACAAUUUUAAGACCCCAAGUCUCUCUAGAAUGCCAAGUUUCACUAGAUCAAACUCAUCGAUGUCUUUAUCGCCAGUUAAGCGUACUACAACAGUCCUAUCAAGUGAUGAUGAGUUUAGAGAAGUUACUACUUUCCAGUCCCAAGAUGCUAAGAGACAACUAUCCUUCACGAGCUCUGUGGAUACCUCUGCCAUGCGGCAGCAUAAUAAUCUAAUCAAUACAAAUAAUGACUUGGCCAAUUUCUCUGGUCUUAAAUUUAGAAAAUUGAAAGCACCUAAUCAAAACAGCAACAAGAAGUCCACUUCAUCUCCUUAUGGGAAACCGUUAAUAUCAUUAACUAAAGAGCAACAGACUGUGGUUGACUACGUAGUUAAAAAAAACAUGAAUGUUUUCUACACAGGUAGUGCAGGUACCGGUAAAUCAGUUAUUCUGAGGACAAUUAUAGACAAACUUAGUUCAAUGUAUGGAAAAGAAUCUAUUGCUAUUACCGCAUCUACAGGUCUUGCUGCAAAUACUAUUGGGGGAUCUACACUGCAUAAAUGGUCAUCAUGCGGCAUUGGUAAUAAAUCAGUAGACCACCUAGUGAGACAAAUAAGAAGAUAUCACGACCAGUAUGCCAUCUGGAGGCAUACCAAAGUUCUAAUUAUUGAUGAAAUUUCCAUGUUGGAUGGUCAUUAUUUGGACAAAUUAGAAGCUGUCGCAAAACAAUUACGGAAUAAUGAUAGACCAUUUGGUGGUAUUCAAUUAGUUUUAACAGGUGAUUUCUUCCAAUUACCACCUGUGUCCAAGAAAGAUGACGAUAAAAAUGUAGUUUUCUGUUUUGACAGUAAGAUGUGGAAGAAAUGUAUCCAGAAGACCAUCCUUUUGACAAAAGUCUUUAGACAACAGGAUAAUGAGCUUGUUGAUAUACUUAACGCCAUUAGGUAUGGUGAAUUACAAAACGACAUGAUCAAAAGAAUCAAGUCCUUAGGAAGAGAUGUUUACUAUCCAGAUGGCAUAUCCCCAACUGAGUUAUUUCCUACCAGAAGGGAAGUUGAUAUAUCCAACUCGCGCCAGUUAGAAGCUUUACCAGGAGAGGCAAAAAUCUAUGAGAGUGUGGAUGUUGCUCCACCUAGCUACCAAAACAUGCUAGACAACUCAGUUAUGGCCGAAAAGAAACUAACUCUAAAAGAAGAUGCCCAGGUGAUGAUGCUUAAGAAUAAGCCAGAGUCUGAGCUGUUUAACGGUACAUUGGGAAGAGUUUUGUUCUUUUCAACAGAAAAGCUGAUUAGAAGAAUGAAAGAGCUUUACGGUAGCUCACCACUUGAUGAAGAUUUAAUAACCGACAUGAGGUUGGUUAGCAGAGUAAUUGCUCGGCCUGACAUAGCCAGCAGUGAGAGAUUCAUGAAAGAAGUGAAUAUGAGGCCCAUGGAAAGGUUUCACAAGUUACAGACAAUGAUAAAUGACGCUGUGACGACCUCCAUCAAAGAACAAGUAUUCCCAUAUGUAAAAUGGUCCCUCAACCACGGCAGAUACAACUACGAAUUAAUGCUACCUGAGAGAUUUCCUGUCGAUAUACCAGGUGAUAAACUUGGUCUCGAGCGUAACCAAUUACCUCUGAUGCUCUGCUGGGCAUUGUCCAUACACAAAGCCCAGGGACAAACUAUACAACGUUUAAGAGUCGACUUGAAGAAUAUUUUCGAAUCAGGCCAAGUAUAUGUGGCGCUUUCCAGAGCAAUAUCAAUGGACUCCCUACAAGUUCUGAACUUUAACCCCAAGAAGAUAAGCAUUGAUCCCAAAGUUAAAGAGUUCUACCGUCAAUUGGAAAUUCUUGACACUUGA
Nakaseomyces glabratus is the source of this 2118-nucleotide messenger RNA. It is a transcript of the gene RRM3, whose product is annotated as DNA helicase. The record is from RefSeq and is a predicted model, not a curated record. Gene Ontology annotation, biological process: DNA repair; DNA replication; telomere maintenance. Lineage: Eukaryota; Fungi; Ascomycota; Saccharomycetes; Saccharomycetales; Saccharomycetaceae. Gene Ontology annotation, cellular component: replication fork. Gene Ontology annotation, molecular function: DNA helicase activity.